This is a messenger RNA of Dibothriocephalus latus, 570 nucleotides long. NCBI's taxonomy places the organism in Eukaryota, Metazoa, Platyhelminthes, Cestoda, Diphyllobothriidea, Diphyllobothriidae. The record is from the annotation of a GenBank genome assembly.
AUGCGCUACUCUGAUGAACCAGACAAGCCGAGGGUCAGAGAAGGUGAGACGGUUGUUUGGGCGGUUGGCAAAUGGGGAGAAAAAAGAGCGGUGGCGUCGGCGACGGCAUCCAGUGAUUGUUUGCAGUCGGAUCCCUUGGGGUCAGUGUUCGGGUCGCGUUUACCACAACAGGCAGAGUCACCCGAUUACCCGGAGAUUCCUCUGCUCUUGACGGAGAUGGUACAGGCUCUACGCGCACGCGGUAUGGGCCUUGAGGGUAUCUGUCGUGUCCCAGGACGGGCCUCCAGGGUCCGAGAAAUCAUACAGCUGGCCAAUUCAAAUGUCAGUCAGCUGUGUUCUCGUCUGGAUUCAGACGAGGAGGCCUUUCAUGGUCGAGAAAUCUCGUCGGCAAUCAAGCGCUAUCUGGGUCUUUUGCCCGCAAGCCUACUGCAUGCUGACGCCUUCGCCUCGGUCAUGGUGGCUAAGGAUCUUGGUCGGUGUCUGCGGACGCCAGCUGGUCUGGCUCGGACCUUAGGUCGAUUGCAAGCAGGCCUUGCAUCUUCCUUUUACCCGUCCGGUUGCAAGGAGGCU